GCAUGAGCGGCCUUGAGAGAGCUGUAGUGCAUGCAUUCAGUCGGCCACUGCGUUAUGAAGCGCAGAUAUAGAACAUUCCGGGAGCGUACAGCGACGAUUAAUUGUGCUAAAUCAUGGUGACAGGUAUUCUGAUUUCUCAGUAGUCUGAAGGGACUGAGUUGAAUUCAUUCACACACAACAUCGCUAUGACCGAGAAGUCCUACACAACGACAUCUGCCUUCCCGGCGCUCACCCCGGGCAAACUAAGGAUCUACAGCAUGAGGUUCUGCCCCUAUGCUGAGAGAACGAGGCUAGUUCUUGAACAUAAAAACAUAGAACACGAAACAGUGAAUAUUGACUUGAAACAGAAGCCAUCUUGGUUCUGGGACAGGAACCCUAACGGGACUGUUCCUAUCUUAGAAAAAGACGACAAGGUGAUCUAUGAGUCUCUGGUCUGCUCUGACUACAUAGAUGAAGUGUACCCUAACAACAAACUGACCCCCUCGGACCCGUACAGGAGAGCACGGGACAGGCUCAUUGUGGAACUGUUUUCAAAGGCAGUGACCUUUUUUUACAAGAUAGCUUAUGGCAAAGAUGUUCCAAAGGAUGCUAUAAAGGGAUUCCACGAUGCUCUUGGUCCAGUGGAGAAGGCUCUCGCAGAGAGGGGUACUCCGUUCUUUGGUGGCAGCUCUGUUCAGAUGAUUGACUUCGCGAUUUGGCCUCACGUUGAAAGAUUUGACGCCAUGGCUCAGUUGGUGAAGGAAGCGAGGGUGACAACUGAUCGGUACCCCAAGCUUACCAAGUGGAUUGAAAACAUGGGCAAGGUACCAGCUGUACAGAAAUGUCGCUGGGACACAGCGGCACACAUUCAUUUCAUAGAAACAGCCAAAGCUGGAAAACCAGACUAUGACGUUGGCCUUUGAAUCUGCAUAUAUAUCUUCACAGAACUGUGCAGAUUACAACACAACAUAGCUAUUGAAUCUGCAUAUUCUCAUGCCUUCAUGGAGUGUCACUUCAGAAAUGAGCUAACCUUUGGAAUGAAAGUUACCGGAUGUGUUUUUGUGAACGAAAGCAAGAAUUUGUUUAUUUCAAAACUUUUGACUUGUAAUAAAACUUAAGACUGAGGUACUGCUAAAAUGCAACAAAAGCGCUAAAACUUUGAACUAUUUUUUUUAGGAAUUAUGGUUGUAUUUCAAUAUUGGAACUUGUGCAAGUCUUUGAUCCAAGCUGAUAUUUGGGGGGAUUUUUGGUCUAGAAGAAAAUUCAUCUUGGGUCAAGGACAUUGUCACAGACAGAUCUACGUUUUAAGAUUGUUAUUUUAAUUACAUAUACAUGUCCAUUUGGCAAUAAUUCUUUUCAUGAUAUCACCGAGGAUCUUAGAGCCAAGGUGAGGUCACAUCUGCAAUUUGAUCUCAAAGACAUACGAUCCUGGUGCUCCGAGCUAAUGUACAUAUGCAGGGUUUUACGGAAGGUAACAUUCAUUUGCCAGUGUAAGAUCGUUGGUUGUUUGAUCAGAUAUGAAAUCAUACACUUGUAGUGCUUCAAUAAUAAAGCUUGGUCAUCAAAAACAA
Haliotis rufescens (red abalone) is the source of this 1550-nucleotide messenger RNA. Its product is annotated as glutathione S-transferase omega-1-like. The transcript has 5 exons. Gene Ontology annotation, molecular function: glutathione transferase activity; glutathione dehydrogenase (ascorbate) activity. Lineage: Eukaryota; Metazoa; Mollusca; Gastropoda; Lepetellida; Haliotidae. Gene Ontology annotation, cellular component: cytoplasm. The coding region runs from base 186 to 902 and encodes 238 amino acids. The record is from RefSeq and is a predicted model, not a curated record. Gene Ontology annotation, biological process: glutathione metabolic process.